This is a messenger RNA of Adineta ricciae, 1122 nucleotides long. The record is from the annotation of a GenBank genome assembly. NCBI's taxonomy places the organism in Eukaryota, Metazoa, Rotifera, Eurotatoria, Adinetida, Adinetidae.
AUGUACAAUACAAAAAUUAUUCUACAAUAUCCCCAACAACGUUCGAAACAGGCACUAUUGGAAACUCUUGUUUUUGCUACAAAACCAAAAGAGUAUGCUAUCCGUAUUUUUGUUAUUAUUCAUUUGUUAGCAGCGUCAUACAAUCGACCAAAACUUACAUUAUGUGAAACAUGGGAUUCAAAUGCAAUAACAUUUGCUAAUAGAACCUUUAUUGGUGAACAGCCAACUGGUAUUUUCAUCAAUACGAACAAUACCAUUUUUAUACUUGAUCGCAACAAUAGUCGUAUCGUAGUAUGGCAGCAUGGAUCGAUGAUGCCGGCCAUAAAUAUAUCGAGCAAAAACCUAGCUAAUUCAUGGACUCUUUUUGUCAACAAAGAAGGCGAUAUUCAUGCUGCUAAUAGUGAAUUUAACAUUCAAAAAACGGCCUGGUUUCAGAUUAAAGCAUACACGGAACGUGCCAUGAAAAUCAGAGGUCCCUGCACGGGACUCUUCAUUGAUAAAAACAAUUGUCUGUACUGUUCCCUGGUGAAUAGCCAUCGUGUUGAUAAGAUCAAUCUCAAUGAUGAGACAAUGCAAUCAAUCGUGGCAGCUGGUACGAGCUGUCCUGGACCUCUAUCAAAUAUGCUCGACCAUCCGCACGGAAUCUUUGUCGAGAUGAACUUUGACUUAUACGUAGCAGACACGUAUAAUAACCGUGUUCAGCGCUUCACAGUCGAUCAAUUCCACGGAAUAACGGUAGCCGGCUUUGGAGCACAAGUGCAUUUUAUUCUCAAUAGGCCAACCAGUAUUGUGCUUGACGCCGAUGGCUAUCUAUUCAUCGUAGAAAGUCAAAGCCGCCGAAUCGUUCGAUCGAUUCCCAACGGAUUUAGAUGUCUGGUUGGGUGUUCGAGUAAAAGCGGAACAUCAUCAAGUCAAUUACAUAACCCACAAGUGAUGGCUUUUGAUAAAAUCGGCAAUAUUUAUGUUACGGAUACGAAUAACCGUAGGAUUCAAAAAUUUAAUGUGCGCGUUUGGUCAAACGGAUCGAAUACAGUAAAGAGCUGUGAUACUUAUGUACCAGGUCGUUUGUCGACGNGAGGUCUUAUGGAUGAUUUGGGUCGAGUUUAUGUUGCAGAUGGUUGA